Cavia porcellus (domestic guinea pig) is the source of this 1318-nucleotide messenger RNA. RefSeq names its product aurora kinase B (gene Aurkb). Gene Ontology annotation, molecular function: protein kinase activity; ATP binding. The transcript has 10 exons. The coding region runs from base 300 to 1196 and encodes 298 amino acids. Lineage: Eukaryota; Metazoa; Chordata; Mammalia; Rodentia; Caviidae. Gene Ontology annotation, biological process: mitotic spindle organization; protein phosphorylation; regulation of cytokinesis. Gene Ontology annotation, cellular component: spindle pole centrosome; chromosome passenger complex; spindle midzone. The record is from RefSeq and is a predicted model, not a curated record.
GGCAGAGACCGAGCUGGGCAAACUCAGCAGCCCGCAGGUGAUCCGGAGCGGUGCAGUGGCUGGGCCGCGGGUUCCAGCUCUCGUCCCCCUUCUCUCUGAGGAUGGCCCAGAAGGAGAACGCCUGUCCCUGGCCCUACGGCCGGAUGCCGGGUCUCUCGUAGUUCAGGCUGGCCUUGAACUCCCAGCAACCUCCUGCCUCAGACUCCCAAGUGCUGGGAUUACAGUCUCAGUCAGGCCUGAACACCCUGUCCCAGAGAGUCCUGCGGAAGGAAGCCACCACCCCCUCCGCAGCUGUCCUCAUGAGCCGCCCCAACGGCCAGCCCGCAGCUGCCCCUGGCCAGAAGGCGGUGGACAGCAGCAAUGGAGGGUCCAACUUGACGCGGCCCCUCACGAUCGACGACUUUGAAAUCGGGCGUCCGCUGGGCAAAGGCAAAUUUGGAAAUGUGUACUUGGCUCGGGAGAAGAAAAGCCAUUUCAUCGUGGCCCUCAAGGUCCUCUUCAAGUCUCAGAUCGAGAAGGAGGGCGUGGAGCACCAGCUGCGGAGGGAGAUCGAAAUCCAGGCCCAUCUGCAGCACCCCAACAUCCUGAGGCUCUACAACUACUUCUAUGACCGGCGGCGGAUCUACUUGAUUUUGGAGUACGCCCCGCGCGGGGAGCUCUACAAGGAGCUGCAAAAGAGCCGGACCUUCGAUGAGCAGCGGACAGCCACGAUCAUGGAGGAGCUGGCAGAUGCGCUGCUCUACUGCCACGGGAGGAAGGUCAUCCACAGAGAUAUAAAGCCUGAGAAUCUGCUCCUGGGGCUCCAGGGAGAGCUGAAGAUCGCUGACUUCGGCUGGUCUGUGCAUGCCCCGUCCCUCAGGAGGAAGACCAUGUGUGGCACCCUGGACUAUCUCCCCCCAGAGAUGAUCGAGGGGUUCACACACAACGAGAAAGUGGAUCUGUGGUGCAUUGGGGUCCUCUGCUAUGAGCUGCUGGUGGGCAACCCGCCUUUCGAGAGUGCCUCACACAACGAGACUUACAGGCGCAUUGUGAAGGUGGACCUGAAGUUCCCCGCCUCUGUGCCCACAGGGGCCCAAGACCUCAUCUCCAAGCUGCUCAAGCAUAAGGCAUCCGAACGGCUCUCCCUGGACCAAGUGGCAGCGCACCCUUGGGUGCGGGCGCACUCCCGCAGGGUGCUGCCUCCGUCUGCCCCCUGAGUGUGCCCGGCAUAUGUUGGUGUGUCUGUGAUUGUGCAGGGAGACAGGAGAGGUCUGGCCUCUUCCCUUAUGUCUUCCACCUCCUUUUUAUUUAAUAAACCUGUAGCUUUUUGUACUGGUGA